AUGGCUCAUACCGCAGCUAUCAUGACGGGUAAUGCGAGUGUCCGACACAGAGCCAGAAAUCAACACGUGUCUGGAAAUUCACCAGAGAAUCUUCUCUCUAAUACAAACAUGGAAAUCCAGUGUUCUUCUAUCCCGAGGCCCGCCACUACUUUCAAUAGCCUGCCAUUCGAGAUUCUUUGUGAAGUGCUCUGUCACUUUGAUGAAUAUAAGGAUCUUCUUAAUGCAAUGUGUGCCAGUCGAUUUGUCUACACGGUAUUCAGAGAUGCGCCCCUCAAGCUUCUAUCACAGGUUGCACUGAACAAAGUCCACCCCGAGGCAUUACAAAUGGCCCUGGCAGCAUUCUAUUGCACAACGAACCGCUUGCCAUAUGUUGAGAAUAGCCAUCCUGAUCAAGGCAAAUUGAAGCAAAAGGGCUUCCCCGCAUUUCGAUUUCCAUUCAAGUUGCCAUUUCCCAAGCAACAGUCGGAUAUCACGGCGUUCUUCCACUUCAGCAAAUUAAUACAAUCUGUUGCGGAGAUAUUGGUUGCCAAAUGCCAUGCCUACCACAACGAGCAGCUUUCUCUCAGACAUUUACAAGUGCCUAGCUCGCAUAUUCCUCUUUCAGUCAAGGAGAGGGGGGAUUUAGAGAAAAAGCUCUACCAAUACGAAUUUAUAGCUAGAACUCUGAGUCUCAAUGAGGACGGCACCGUUAAUUCUGACGGUGUUCCAUUCCGAUGGCGGACUUGGCUCCUCAAGAGUCUGGGGGUCGUAGAAUAUCAACAGCUCCUUACUAUCGAAAAAUGGGUGCUGGCGGACUUGCGGUCGUGGGAGCUCGAGUUUCACACAACGUUCGUACAUCACAUCUCCAAAAUUGCCGAGAGUUCCAAGGUCACACGGUCUACCUCACUCGAUCCUACUCACAACACUCCUGGCACGCAAGAACCUCUUGUUGACGUCCAAAUGGCCAUCGCAACGGGACAGCUGUUGGCGACCAUGCCGUACCUAGGCAGGAUGACGUAUAGCCAGGCCGCUAGGGAGCACUGUAUAUUCGUGUCCGUGCUCCAGACCUACGGUCUCAAGCUUUACAAAGUGAUGGUGGAGUCCAGUUCUGCUACACGGCACGACCUAAUGAUUCGCUGCCACAAAAUGGUUGAGCGCAUGUCCCGGCGUGCGACAGCGCCAUAUGCCUUUGUCGGGUACUUCCCACUUGUGAUGUCAAACCAUCCAUAUAUUCAAUUCUGGGAAUGGGCAAACGACAUGCAAGAUCAACGGGUUGGAUUUCCCAACGCGUUUACCGCGGAGAUGAUUCAACGGUCACGUCAAGGUAUGAUCACACUCAGAGGCUUGGAAACCUAUGCGAUAAGGACGGGUUGGUGGUUCUGGGACGACGCUCAUAUGUCAAGCAUGCACUUUGACGAGCACUGUUCCAUAUUUGGGAGUCGCAAGGUAAUUGUUGAUUACCAUGAGCUGUGCGGUCGUGACAACCUUGAGCCUGUCAUGACCGGAGAUUUGAUGGUGAAUAGCGUCGACUAUACGCUACCGCAAACAGCAUGGGAAGAGAUCGUUGCCAAAUAUCAGAUGGACCCUUCUGAGCUAUCUAGUUAG
Messenger RNA from Xylaria bambusicola, 1584 nucleotides. RefSeq lists its product as uncharacterized. The transcript has 3 exons. Bases 1 to 1584 code for a protein of 527 amino acids. The record is from RefSeq and is a predicted model, not a curated record. NCBI's taxonomy places the organism in Eukaryota, Fungi, Ascomycota, Sordariomycetes, Xylariales, Xylariaceae.